This is a messenger RNA of Chrysoperla carnea, 409 nucleotides long. RefSeq names its product vacuolar protein sorting-associated protein 37C-like. The record is from RefSeq and is a predicted model, not a curated record. Lineage: Eukaryota; Metazoa; Arthropoda; Insecta; Neuroptera; Chrysopidae. The transcript is spliced from 2 exons. The coding region runs from base 97 to 381 and encodes 94 amino acids.
GGUGUAUUUACAUAAUUUGGACCAAUAUUUGGAUUUGUUGGACCUAAUAUUGAUCGUGUAUUCAUUAAUUCUUUCAUUUUAUCAACUUUUGAAAAAAUGGCACAACAUUUUUUACUUGGCGAUAUGGAUGUUGAACAAUUUCUAGAAGAUUUUGCAAAUUUACGAAAAAAUAUGCAUUUGUUAAAAGUAAAAGUUGAUAAAAUGAAAGAAUUAAUGAAUACACGAUCAAUAUUAGGUCCAACAAAUCCAAAUAUUGGUCCAAAUUAUGUAAAUACACCACCAAAUAGUAAUUUUUAUCCAUCGCCCAGUUCUGUACCGUAUCCUACUGGUGGUAUGAUUAAUAUGCCAAUGCCGGGUGUUUAUCGAAAUCAUUUUUUAUAGAAAAUACAUAAAAUUCAUUUUUUUUUAA